Drosophila willistoni is the source of this 4729-nucleotide messenger RNA. RefSeq names its product WW domain-containing adapter protein with coiled-coil homolog (gene wcy). Gene Ontology annotation, biological process: regulation of autophagy; positive regulation of TORC1 signaling. Gene Ontology annotation, cellular component: nucleus. Lineage: Eukaryota; Metazoa; Arthropoda; Insecta; Diptera; Drosophilidae. Bases 734 to 3655 code for a protein of 973 amino acids. Gene Ontology annotation, molecular function: RNA polymerase II complex binding; chromatin binding. The record is from RefSeq and is a predicted model, not a curated record. The transcript has 15 exons.
ACAGCCGUGCCGACGAAAAGAGUGCACAAAGCGUAAUGUGGAAGAAUUGAAGGAAAAAAGAAGAAAAAAAAUCAUCAAGUAUAGAGGCCAAAACGCAGCAGUCGAGGGCAAAGUUAUUCACAAAAUUUUUAACAUUUUCAAUGUAAUAAAGGCACGGGGUGCUAGAUAAAAGUGCAGGCAAAGGAAAACAGCAAGUUAAAGGCAAUAACAAGAAACAGAAAUUGCGCAGGCGAAAUCAGCCAAAGCCGACACACACACAGCCACAUUCACGCACCACACACUCGCACACACACACACAAGCGCGCGUGCCUUGGCAGGUGAAGAGCAAGUGAGAGGAAGGCAGGAAGGCGGUGGAGGAGGUGGUGAAGCUGGUGCUGGAGGCGCCAAAGGCCCCCAACGCCCCUAUAAAUCAAAUACCUGCCGGCUGCUGCAGGAUUUGUUGAGGAUCUGUUUAAAACUAAACUGGAGGAUAAGAGGAAAUCAAAAGCAGCAACGGCAACGACUUCAUCAUCAUCCAGUUCAACUAGUUGUUGUAGUUCGCAUCUGGUUCUACAGCUGGACCUGGUGGAGAAGUGCAACCAGCGGCAGAAACAGCAUUAUCAACACAACAACAGCAACAACAACAACAACAACACCACAAAGUGAAGCGGCAGGGAGUAACCGCAGCAACAACAACAAUAAGAAGCACUAUCAAAGGGGCAGAAGCAGCGUAUUUGGCGAACAUUUUGCAUUGAUGGUAAUGCAUGCUAGAAAACCGCAGCGUAUGAACGAUGGGUACUUUGAGAAGCAUACCAGUCACACAUCCUAUCAGAGCUCAAAGUACAGCAGUUCAAAGCGCGACUAUGAACGCGAUCGUUCUUCCAAUUACCGCGAUCGUGACAUUUCGCCAGGCGGUGGAGGUGGAAACAACGGCGGCAGUGGCAGCGGAGGAGGCAGCGGCGGCAGUGGCGGAGGCGGAAAUAGCGGUAACGGAGGCGGCGGACCAUUGAAUAAUGGCAACAGCUAUCGUUCACAAUCACCCGACAUCGAUUCACCAUCAUCGCGUUCACAUGAUUUAAGAGAACGCAACGAUCAUCGUGGUGGUGGCGGCGGUGGCAGCGGUGGUGGUGGUGGCAGCGGCGGCGGCGGUAGUGGUGGCGGCGGACGCGGUGGCAGUGGAGAGCGUUAUAGUUUCAUACAGAAAAUGCGUGAUCGUGAUCGUGGUGAUGUCUACAAAAAGGACAAAUAUUCCGACAAACGUGAUCGUCGCGGUAAUGAUCGUGACUCUGAAUCCUAUCGCACCAAUCAUGACAGAGACCGUCGUGGCGGCGGCGGUGGUGGAGGAGGCGGCGGCGGCAGUAGCGGUGCCAGCAGCGGUAAAUUGUGCUCUUCAUCCCGUGAGAACGACAAACGCUCCGGCUCGGAUGACCGGGAUCGUGAGCGUGAUCGCGAUUUACGUGAUAUGCGCGAUAAGCGAGAUCGUGGCGCCGAUCGUGACAGAGAUAUGUACAAGAAGGACAAAUAUGCAGAUAAACGAGAGCGCAGCGAUCGUGGCGAACGUACGGCACGUUAUGGCGACUGGAGUGAGCAUGUUAGCUCGUCGGGGAAAAUGUAUUACUACAACUGCAAAACGGAAAUUUCCCAGUGGGAAAAACCUAAGGAAUGGGUGGAUAGAGAAAGAAAUUUGCCGCGUGAUCAGCAUCGUGAGAAGGACUAUCGCGAUAAGGAACGUGAUCGGGAUCGCGAUGAUCGCUUUUCAAGAUCGACUUACAAACAUUCCAAUUCUUCGCGGGACAAUUCACGACUGAGAUGGAAUUAUAAUGAUGAUGGUGGUCCGCCUAGUCAUCGAAGGCGUGUAGAUGGUCGACAUAACGAUAAUGCAGAUAUGGAUAUCAGUGGCGAUUCCACGCCCACCUCCGAAGCCAGUUACUCCCUGAGCGGAACGCCGACCACACAUGGUGGUGGUAAUGGAGGAGGAGGAGGAGGAGGUGGCAGUGUAGGUGGCGGCGGUGGCAACGGAGGUGGUGCUGGUGGUGGAUCUGCUAAUUCAGCAUUAAAUGACCAACAGUCAUCUGUGAUUGUGCCCCAAGGAUCGAUGCCCAACAAUUUGGGUAAUGCCCUGCCACGUUUGGCUUCACAUCCCAAUGCGAAUGCGGCAGCAGCAGCUGCUGCCCUCCAUUAUGCAGCAACUGUGGGCGCCGGUGGAGUGGUUGGACCAGUGAGCAGCGGCGCCACAAUGUUGCCCACCAGCGGAUUGGCCUCAGUGCCGCCCAGCAUUGCCAAUAGCAACAGUAGCCUUAGAAACUCAGUUGUCGGCCACAUUGGCUCCACAUCCAGCACAACUGUGCCAACGUUAGCAUCUCAGGAGCAUCAUAUAAACUCGAAUGCGUCUGGUCAGCCAGGUGGUAAACUACUGUCUGGUGGUAGUGGUGUAGCUGGUGCUGGUAGCGGCGGCAGUGGCAAAGAUCAAUCUCUACUCAAGCGACAGAUGAUGCAUAUGAGUGUGCUGGAUGUGACGGCGGCGCAUCAUCAUCAUCAUCAUCUAGUGACCACCAGUGGAGUCUCGGUUGUAGUCGGUGGUGGACCAGGCGGUAGUUCUGGCAGCGGAGGCGGUAGUAGCGGUAGCAAUGUUGCAUCAACGGAUGGUGUACUGAAUCAUGCCUAUAACUCGGUCAAUAAUGUGAAUGCCAGCAGUUUAACUAGCCUACGAGAAAACAAUGUCAACUCACCGCUAUAUAUGCCACAUUCGCAUCAUAGUCUGUCGCCAUCGCUGAACUACACCAAGAGUCCUAUACCCACCAUUGUGGGCGUGAGUGUUGGACAUGCGAACAAUGUGAAUCCCAGCUCCGCAUAUACCUGCAAUUCAAAUUUUGGCCUCAAGACUGUUGUUGAUGUCGGUGCGGUGGGUGUGGGUGUGGCCACCUCAUCGGCUGGCGGGACUAAUGCUGCAGCGGCUGCAGCUGCGGCAGCAGCAGCGGCAACAGCAGCAGCCGGUGCCGGUGGCAUAAAUACGGUUGUCCCUGGCCUGGGCACUGUUAGCGGUAUCAGUGUGAUCACCUCGAUGGGUAGCAAUUGCAUGAGUGGAAGUAACAGUGCGGUCGAGGGUCCACCUACACCCACCCAAGAACUAGAUAUAAGUGGCUCAGCUUUAGAACAACAGCAGCAGCAACAGCAACAAGUGGUUGCGGCAGCAGCCGCUGCAGCAGCAGCUCUAGCAGCUGCCCAAGUUUCAGUCCAACAGCAACAGCAGGUGGCAGCGGCGCAACAGGCUCAACAGCAAAGGAAACUGGAUGGCGUCGCUUCUGGUACAAUCAGUUCACUGCAAAGUUGCGUGGCGUCUUCCGUGCAGGCUGCCAAUCUCCGUGGACCCGAAAUAUCACCAAAACUGGCAAAAUACUUUCGUGCUGAUCUGAUUGCACAUGUAACCAACUGGCAGGCAGAGAUAUUAGAGCGUCAGGUAGGCUUUGAGGCGCAAAAGUGCUGCGAGGACACGCACAUAUUUGGGGACCUCAAUUGCACCAGGAUCUGUGCUGAAUUAAAGUGCGCACGCAGCUUGGUGCGCAGCACAGAGAUCAAUGCCACACUACAGGAACAGAAAAUUAUGUAUCUGCGCCAACAAAUACGCCGUAUUGAGGAGUCGAAGACUCAGAACGCUUUCAUGUCGGACGAUACUUAGGAUCAGGAGCAGGUUAGGCUGCGCAUUCAUCGUAAGCUGUCAGUUAGGCUCAAAAAGAGCAUAUUCUGGCGCAGCUGAUGAUGAUAAUGUUGAGUGAUUGAUUGAUUGGUUGAUUGAUCAGCUAGCAAAUGAAAUCAAUCGAUCGAUCGAUCAAGCAGCAACAUAAAUGUGCGGCAUGUGACCUGCUGCUCAUUCAACUUGCACUCGUUCCGACACAACUCUGCGCCUGCUCCUCCAGCUUCAUCGGGUUGCAUUCAAUGUUCAUGUUCUUGUCCCUGCUUGGCCCCUUUUUGGAUAUAUAUUUGGCACUGUUCAAUCCUUAAAAAUGAGGCCAAUGAUUAGACAACAGGAUGCAACGACUAAAAAUACAAUACAAAUACACACACACAUACACCAAUACACAUACAUAUAUAUGUAUACAAAUACAUACUCGGAUGUUCAACAAAAUCGGAGUGAAAGGAAAACGAAAAAACAAAAGGGAGAAACUAAAAACAUAAUUUAUAAUAAUUAGCAAAGCAUAAUUCAACAUAAAAACAAAACAAAAACAAAAAAAGAAAUCACAGAAAAACAAAAACACUACAAAAUAACAACUAAAACAUAAGCAAGAAGCAAAAGCGGCAAAUACAAAUACAGCAAAAUGAGAAGAAAAAUGAGAAAAACACCAAAAACAAAUCAAUAAAAGAACAAGCUAAUAUCCCAAUUGAAUAUAUAGAUAAAUCGCAAACAAGAGAGAAACCAAUACAAAACACAGAAGCAAUAUGGAUAAUGCCUCAUCAUAACGAAUCGACAAAAACAAAAACAAAAAAAACAAAAAUAAAAACUAACACACACACAAAGUCAAGUCAACAUAGUAUACUCAAAAUGGGAAAGUAAAUGCUAUAUAGACAUAUAGUGUAUAUGUGAAGACAAAUUGUAUAUUUACAAAUUGAGAAGGAGAGAUUAACCAUUGAAUUGGUUAAUCGAUCCAAGUGGAUAAUGUAAUAGCAGCGAAUAUAUUGUCCUCAUUUAUUUUUUACAAUACUAGAAUGUUGUUGAUUUCGAAUCAAUUUCGAUGUUAUACAAUGAAAUACUUCA